AUGGCUUCAAAAUCCUCCAUCGGCAGCGAAGAACAGCCUCUGACAAUUUCCCAAUGGCGUGAACAACAAGAGAAAGCUUCUGAGCCAACACAUCUCUUGUCCCUGCUCGAGCGAGCACAACCAAACACAUUCAAUGCAUGGAUCUCAUUAGCCACCCCCGAACAAAUAAUUACACAAUGGGAGGAUAUUAUAGCACUUCGAUCCCAGGGGCAAGAUCUUCCACUAUUUGGCGUGCCCUUUGCUGCCAAAGAUAACAUCGACGCGGCAGGGUUCUGCACAACGGCAGCAUGCCCGUCCUUCGGCACCGAGCCUGUCACCACCGACUCAACAGUUGUACAGCGGUUGAAAUCACAAGGCGCGAUUCUCAUUGGCAAAACAAACCUUGAUCAGUUUGCCACAGGGCUGGUCGGCACGCGUUCACCGUAUGGGGCCGUUGCCAACUCCUUCGACCCGAGCCGGGUCAGCGGCGGUAGCAGUUCAGGUAGUAGCGUGGUCGUUGCUCAGGGACUGGUCCCUUUCUCUCUUGGCACAGACACGGCAGGGUCAGGCCGCGUACCGGCUGGAUUCAAUAACAUUGUUGGACUCAAACCCACGCGUGGGGCUUUGAGUGCACACGGUGUGGUACCAGCAUGCCGCUCACUCGACUGUGUAUCUAUCUUCGCCCUGACUCUAGAUGACGCUGAAUUGGUUCUGCAACUUUCUGAGGGGUAUGAUAUUCAAGAUGCAUACUCGAGAGAUCGUGCCCGCUGUGCGACUAACAGAUAUCCUCGGGGAGCCUUGGCAUCCCAGCCAACAUUGGCCAUAUGUUCCAACCCUGAGUGGUUUGGGCGGACUGAGCAGGCUGCUGCAUACCAAGUGGCAUUGACAAAAGCCCAAGCGCUAGGGUGGAAGCUAGAGUCUGUCGAUUUCACACCUCUAUUCUCUCUUGCCAAUAUGCUUUAUGAGGGCCCUUGGGUUGCUGAGCGAUAUGCUGCUAUCGACAAGUUCAUCCGCUCUGUGCCAGCUGAGUCCAUGGACCCAAUCGUCAGGAGCAUCCUCAUGAAAGCCGAGAAAUUCUCUGCUACAGACCUCUUCACAUGCGAGUACAGUCGCAAAUAUCUUUCGCGUGAGAUCGAGCAGGUAUUCGGACAAUAUGACGCGCUAUUUGUGCCGACGGCUCCCACGUUUCCUUCAAUGCAAGAUCUUAAGGAUGAGCCGGUCAAGGCAAACAGUCAACUAGGCACAUACACCAAUUUCGUGAACUUCAUGGAUUGGUCUGCGUUGGCAAUUCCUGCUGGUUGGAGAGAGGAUGGCCUUCCUUUCGGUAUGACACUGAUAGGUGAAGCGUGGGAAGAGCCGCGACUGUUGAAGCUCGCUCGCCACUGGAUGUCUGAUGCGCCACACUUGUUGGGAGCAACGGGUGCAGAAUACCAAGAGGCUCUCUCUGGGCCUACUCCCACAUCCAAUUCGAUGCAAUUAGCCGUAGUCGGUGCCCACCUCUCUGGCUUUCCUCUGAACAGAGACUUGGUCUCGCGAGGCGCAACAUUGAUCACUGCUACAACCACAGCCCCGUGUUAUCGGCUAUUCGCAUUACAGAAGCCGGUCCCAGGCUCAGUAGCAAAACCCGGUCUGAAAAGGGUUACUGAUGGAGGAGAUUCUAUUGAAGUGGAGGUCUGGAAUAUCCCGAUUGACAAGAUGGGCAGCUUUCUCGGUACCAUUGCGGCACCUUUAGGCAUUGGGUCAAUUGAAUUGAAAAACGGGCGAUGGGUUCACGGAUUCAUUUGUGAAUCCAUUGGUCUCGAGAAUGCAGAGGACGUCACCAGCUUUGGUGGAUGGCGAGGGUACACCCAGUCACUCACCACUUCGACAAACCAAUCAUCACGGGCUGCAUCUGUUACACCUGCAACCAGUGUCGGUGAGAAGCGGAUCAGGAGUGUCCUGGUGGCAAACCGUGGUGAAAUUGCACUGCGCAUCAUCCGUACUCUUCGUGCGAUGGGUAUUCAAUCCAUUGCUAUAUACUCGAGUGCCGAUGCACGCGCGCCACACAUCACCGAAGCCGAUAUUGCACUUUUCUUAGUCGGGAACACGGUAUCCGACACCUAUUUGAACGGCAAGCAGAUAUUAGACUUGGCUAUCAAAGCCAAUGCCGAUGCUGUCAUCCCUGGAUAUGGUUUUCUUUCUGAGAACGCCGACUUUGCGGCCACCGUUGAGACGGCAGGACUGGUGUGGGUAGGGCCAACUCCACAGCAAAUGAGUGACUUGGGCUUGAAACACCGUGCUCGUGAUAUUGCUCUUUUCGCCGGGAUUCCUGUUGUUCCGGGAAGCAAGGGUCUGGUCACCAGUCUUGAAGAUGCAUUGGAAGAGGCAGAAAAAAUUGGUUACCCAGUGAUGGUUAAGAGUACCGCUGGUGGUGGUGGAAUCGGCCUUCAAAGAUGCGCAAACAUCGAUGCACUCCGCGAGGCAUAUGAUGGUGUACGUCGAUUGGGACAGGCAAACUUUGGAGAUGAUGGGGUUUUCAUUGAGCACUUCAUUGAUCGGGCGCGACACAUCGAGGUUCAGAUAUUGGGUGAUGGAGCUGGUAGAGUCAUCUGUGCUGGUGAGCGUGAUUGUUCUUUGCAGCGUCGAAACCAAAAAGUCGUCGAGGAAUCCCCUCCUGGGUUUGUCCCAGCCAAAGUCCGCGCGGAAAUGCGCCGUGCUGCCGCCGCCUUGGUUACUUCUUUGCAGUACCGCAAUGUUGGUACUGUUGAAUUUAUCUUUGACAUUGAUACCGACAAAUUCUACUUUCUGGAGAUGAACACACGUCUCCAAGUCGAACAUCCAGUAACCGAGGCUGUAACAGGCCUUGAUCUUGUCGAGUGUAUGAUGCGCAUUGCCAUGGACAAUUGCACAACUCUUUUCCCACGGCAGAUGAAUGAGAUUUCAGUCCGCGGUGCAGCGAUUGAAGUUCGUGUCUAUGCCGAAAGCCCCCUUCAAGAAUUUCGACCCUCCCCUGGAAAGCUCUUGAAUGUUGAGUUUCCAUCCGGUGUCAGAGUUGACACUUGGGUCAGUUCAGGUCAAGAGUUGUCCUCCUCUUUUGAUCCCAUGGUUGCAAAGAUCAUUGCACACGGCGAAGACCGUUCAGCAGCUCUUCAAAAUCUCUCAGAAGCCCUAGAAAGGACAGUCAUCACAGGCGUGGAAACAAACCUGAAAUAUCUGCAGCAAAUUGUUUCUUGGGAGGCAUUCCAUUCCGGAUCCUUCACGACAGGAUCGCUCAACAGUUUCCCAUACAAAUCUCAGGCCAUCGAGGUUAUUGAUGGGGGUUCCGACACGGCUGUACAGGACUUUCCUGGCCGUCAAGGUCUAUGGCAUAUCGGUGUGCCACCAUCUGGCCCCAUGGAUUCCUACUCAUUCCGUCUAGCAAACAAAAUAGUUGGCAAUGAUGACCAUGCGGCGGGACUUGAGUGCACAAUCCAGGGCCCGACACUGCUCUUCCACUCCCCCACUAUCGUGUCUGUCGUGGGUGCCAAUGCCCCUAUCGCUGUGGAUGGAGAGGUAAAAGAACUUGGAAUGGCUAUCAGUAUUAGAGCAGGACAGAAACUUUCCAUUGGAACGGCCACCAACGGCGCCAGAGUUUACCUCGCUGUUCAAGGCGGUAUUCAGGUGCCUGAAGUCCUAGGCAGCCGCUCAACAUUUGCGAUCGGUCAUCUCGGAGGACACAAUGGACGUAGCCUCCGCAGUGGUGAUCUUCUUCCAUUAGGAUCUAUUACGGAGAAACCAAGUCCAUCGCUCAAGGCACCAAUUAUUUCACUCCCGGCAGCUGAGAACCGAGAAUGGAUCAUUGGUGCGAUACCUGGGCCACACGGCAGUCCAACUCAUUUCACACAAGAUGGUCUUCGAGAGCUGUUCAACGGCCAAUGGACUGUCCACUACAACAGCAACCGGCUCGGCGUCCGUCUAACCGGGCCCCGUCCUGAAUGGGCACGGAGCGCUGGUGGUGAUGCUGGCUUGCACCCCUCCAACAUCCACGAUAGCCCGUAUUCGGUCGGAAAUGUGAGUUUCACGGGUGAUGAGGCAGUUGUUCUGACAGCAGACGGGCCAAGCCUGGGAGGAUUUGUCGCAUUUGCCACGAUCGCGGAGGCAGAGAUGUGGAAAUUCGGUCAGAUGCGACCCGGUGAUCACCUUCGGUUGCACCCGAUUUCUCUUGAUGAUGCGCAGGCGCUUGCGAGGGAUCUUGAUCAUUCGAUCACUAAUCUCAGCCCGCUGACCCAACCUCACCUUGAGCAAACAAAUUCUGUCGCCGUGACUAGUACGAUCGUGAUGGAUAUCUCGGAAGCUGGCCGCUUCAUUCGAUGCAGCCAGGCAGGUGAUCGAGCCUUGCUGCUCGACUUCGGCAAUGAAGAUAAUUUCUCGCUGCGGCAAACAUUCCACAUGAUGAGCUUCAUUGAGAAACACAGAAUUUCUCCAAUUCCAGGAGUUGAGGAGCUCACGUCCGGAGUUCGAAGCCUGCAUGUUCGCUUGGAAGCGAAUUUCUCAUUGCCUCAAGUCCUUGAUGCGCUGAUCGCACACGAGAUUUCGCUUGGGGCAGAUCUUCCAUCUCGACUACCCUCACGAGUAGUGAGGUUGCCUCUUGUUUUCGAUGAUGAGAGGAGCCAAAAAGCCAUUGCCCGAUAUACUGCGACUAUUCGCUCUUCGGCGCCGUAUCUACCCAGCAAUAUUGAGUUCCUGCAGACACUGAACGGACUUGACAGCCCUGCCCGAGUGGAAAACAAUCUACAUGAAGGCACUUUCCUCGUAUUGGGCCUUGGAGAUGUGUACCAAGGGUCUCCGUGUGCUGUUCCACUGGAUCCCCGCCACCGACUCUUCGGAACGAAGUACAACCCGUCCCGUUCCUUUACCCCUCGUGGGGCUGUCGGUAUUGCCGGUCAAUACCUAUGUAUUUAUGCGACCGACUCACCCGGUGGAUAUCAGCUAGUGGGUCGUACGGUCCCCAUCUGGGAUGAGUUCCAUAUGCCUCGGCUUGGCGAGAAAACACCGUGGACAUUCUCACUUCUGGAUCAGAUUCGGUUCUACCCCGUCAACGAGAAAGAGCUUUCCGCAGCAGAAGCCAAUGGAACCUCCUGUGAUCUCAUCGAGAUUUCUGACACUGAGCUGGACCUCGAUGAAUAUGAGAAGUGGUUGGUAGAAAACAAGGAGGAUAUCACUGCUGUUCGGGAGCAACGAUCGAAGGCCGUUCAUGAAGCAGAGCUUUUUGAUGACCUACUCAAGCCAUACGAUCCGAUCACAAUGCGACCAGGCCGAGGACAUGAAAAGGAUGAAUUCCUGACUGGAGAGCGGGUGAAGGCACUUUUGCCUGGAAGAUGUUUCCGUUGCGUUGUCAAUGAGGGAGACAGGGUUCAAGCAGGAGACGCUCUGGUAAGUACAACAAACGUCGAGAUUACCGAGGACAAAGCCGACUGA
Penicillium longicatenatum is the source of this 5415-nucleotide messenger RNA. RefSeq names its product Urea carboxylase. Gene Ontology annotation, cellular component: mitochondrion. Lineage: Eukaryota; Fungi; Ascomycota; Eurotiomycetes; Eurotiales; Aspergillaceae. Gene Ontology annotation, molecular function: metal ion binding; urea carboxylase activity; methylcrotonoyl-CoA carboxylase activity. The record is from RefSeq and is a predicted model, not a curated record. The coding region runs from base 1 to 5415 and encodes 1804 amino acids. The transcript has a single exon.